AUGUCCACAGAGUUGUCAACAAAAGAGGAUCCAGAUCGGCUGGAACGCCUUGAGAUUGAGUAUGACUACUAUCGAUCCCUUCCCGCCUACCAGUUCCGGGAUUUAGUGGAAGAAACGCUGCCACGUCUAUGGAAAUUCGAUCCGCUUGUGGUCAAGAAGGAGUUACAAGGCAAGCUUAUUCGCUAUCAUAGUCAUUGGCAAGCCGACAACGGAGUGGUGAGAAGGCUGGAGGCAGAGGCUCAAGAGCAGAUCAGGGGCCAUUGGGCCGAGCAGGGUAUAUGGGAUAUAUUGUGGGACAAGAGGUCCAAACGCCUAGAAGAGUACCGAAUCACCGGGGGCUGGAAGGACUUCUAUGAGAAUAUAGAGGAUGAUGCGAAGGGCUUGAAGAAAAGACAACUCCAAGGCUUUCCUCUAAGAUCAAUCAAGAGGCAAAGGCUGACGCGGACCAAGAAAGAGAAGAUCCCGAUCGUCAGGGAGCACGAGUCUCGCCCAUACCACCUGUUCAUGUACCAGGUGGCCCGAGAGAGCGAGUGGCUCAAGCGGCAGCACCUUGCGCCAGCCGAUGCCAUCAGCUCUGCGGCCUACAGGAAUGUCAAGGACUGCUGGAUCAAGCGGCGGAUCUGGCUCCGGAGCUGGAACCCGACGCCCGGCAUGACUUGGGGCCAUGAGAUGCCGCUGAGGGAUUUCGUACUCGAGAGCCGCCCCUCGAUUCCGCAGGAUAGCGUUGACGCUAGGGUCCAGAGGUGGACGCAGGAAGGUGUCGGCACCCGUGAGCCUGGUACUUGGGAGAGCUCUGCCAGCAAGUGGAAGAUGGCCUGGUCUGCAGCCGUUAGUACCGACAGCAACAAGAACAGCGAAACCAUUCUCUCGGAUAUGUUGCCAGCUCUUCUCAGACUUCCGAAGCCGCCUCCACCUCCAGGGCUAUUUGGACGGGUGGAAGUGACAUGUAUGAGCGCGAAGCCUAAACGGCCAAUGCCACCAUCAUGGUGUGAUGAUGCCAUAACCCAAUUAACAUCAAAAGGAGAAGGCCAGGGUCUCAGGCAGAUCAAUUUUGAUGAAUUUGAAUUUCCCUGCGGCCUAGACUACACCCUAAGGAAUACGGCAUUAGCCAAUGCUUUCUACCUAGAUUGCCGGUUUAGGAAAGCCAUCCUUAAGCGAACGCGACAGGACUACAUCUCUAGCGCAGAAAACGAAGAGGCAUACGAGAAAGAGCACCAGCGCCUCAAGAAUACUCUCGAUCAGCCUGACCCAGGGUUCACCUUGAGCCCGGAGAUCGAGGAUUCGAUUGCCCGGCGCUACGAGGCCUACACAAAAUUGCGGCGCAACUACGAGCUCGAGCUGGCGGAGUAUCGGAAACAGCUCAAGAAGAUUGACUUUUCCAACUUCGACUUACCGCCGGACGUCAAAGUCGAACGUCGUCAUUGGGCAGACCGGCGACUCAAGGAUGCCGUCAUGCGCCGGACCACAGUGACCGACAGGUGCUACGAGGCGAGGCACAAGAAGUCUCGCAGUGAGUUCCCGAUGUCGUUAGAAGAGGACUAUCGCAUCAGUGCUGAGGAGGAAGAUGAGCUCCAACGCCGGUUGGAAGAUUGGAGACGGCAUGAAGAUCGAGUCAAGGAGAGCGCCGGAUUAUGA
This is a messenger RNA of Neoarthrinium moseri, 1635 nucleotides long. RefSeq lists its product as uncharacterized. The transcript is spliced from 2 exons. Lineage: Eukaryota; Fungi; Ascomycota; Sordariomycetes; Amphisphaeriales; Apiosporaceae. The coding region runs from base 1 to 1635 and encodes 544 amino acids. The record is from RefSeq and is a predicted model, not a curated record.